GAGCCGCCGCCGGGGAGGAGCAGCCGCUGCCGCCCAGGACUGGGCCCUUAGGGAGGAGGAGGCGAGAAGAUGGCGGACGACCCCAGUGCUGCCGACAGGAACGUGGAAAUCUGGAAGAUCAAGAAGCUCAUUAAGAGCUUGGAGGCGGCCCGCGGCAAUGGCACCAGCAUGAUAUCAUUGAUCAUUCCUCCCAAAGACCAGAUUUUCCGAGUGGCAAAAAUGUUAGCAGAUGAGUUUGGAACUGCAUCUAACAUUAAGUCCCGAGUAAACCGCCUUUCAGUCCUGGGAGCCAUUACAUCCGUACAACAAAGACUCAAACUUUAUAACAAAGUACCUCCAAAUGGUUUGGUUGUUUACUGUGGAACAAUUGUAACAGAAGAAGGAAAGGAAAAGAAAGUCAACAUAGACUUUGAACCUUUCAAACCAAUUAAUACAUCAUUAUAUUUGUGUGACAACAAAUUCCAUACAGAGGCUCUUACAGCACUACUUUCGGAUGAUAGCAAAUUUGGCUUCAUUGUAAUAGAUGGUAGUGGUGCCCUUUUUGGCACACUCCAGGGAAAUACAAGAGAAGUCCUGCACAAAUUCACUAUGGAUCUCCCAAAGAAACACGGCAGAGGAGGUCAGUCAGCCUUGCGUUUUGCCCGUUUAAGAAUGGAAAAACGACAUAACUAUGUUCGGAAAGUAGCAGAGACUGCUGUGCAGCUGUUUAUCUCUGGGGACAAAGUGAACGUGGCUGGUCUCGUUUUAGCUGGAUCAGCUGACUUUAAAACUGAACUAAGCCAAUCUGAUAUGUUUGAUCAGAGGUUGCAAUCAAAAGUUUUAAAAUUAGUUGAUAUAUCCUAUGGUGGUGAAAAUGGAUUCAACCAAGCUAUUGAGUUAUCUACUGAAGUCCUCUCCAACGUGAAAUUCAUUCAAGAGAAGAAAUUAAUAGGGCGAUACUUUGAUGAAAUCAGCCAAGACACGGGCAAGUACUGUUUUGGAGUUGAAGAUACACUAAAAGCUUUGGAGAUGGGAGCUGUAGAAAUUCUAAUAGUCUAUGAAAAUUUGGAUAUAAUGAGAUACAUUCUUCAUUGUCAAGGCACAGAAGAGGAGAAAAUUCUUUAUCUAACCCCAGAACAAGAAAAGGAUAAAUCUCAUUUCACAGACAAAGAGACAGGACAGGAACAUGAGCUGAUUGAGAGCAUGCCACUGUUGGAAUGGUUUGCUGACAACUAUAAGAAAUUUGGAGCUACAUUGGAAAUUGUCACAGAUAAGUCACAAGAAGGAUCUCAGUUUGUGAAAGGAUUUGGUGGAACUGGGGGCAUCCUACGGUACCGAGUAGAUUUCCAGGGAAUGGAAUACCAAGGAGGAGACGAUGAAUUCUUUGACCUUGAUGACUACUAGGUAGUCGACAUGGGUCCGGCAAAACGUGCCUCACCCUCCAGCAUCCAACCCAAGGAGCAUACCUGUGGUGGAAUCCAAACAGAUCCCUGCCUUACAAUUGGAACAUUUCCAGAACUGAAUCCAUGAGCAUUGGAUAUUGAAAAGAAAACCAAAACAAAACCAGGCCCAACCCUACACUUUGGUUUGUCAUGGUAUCAGCGCAGCAGCCUACAACUAAGUUCCUAAAUGCCACUUGGACUAUUUAAAAGAAUUCCAGUUUUUACUUUUACUCGAUGGUGAAAUUGGUUGCUCUUGUAUUUUAUGAAAAAAAAUGAUUUUUUUAACCUUCAUACGUAGAAGCAAAAAUACUUUAACUGCUGUAAACCUUCAAAAGUUAAUAGAAGUGAGAUCAUACUGGUUUGUUUCUUAUUUUGAUUGGAGAAAAAUUAAACUGCUGCAUUUCGCAGUGACCCAUUUACAUGGCAUUCUCAGCUUAGACUGCAUCAGAAGAAAUACAUGUGGUGAAAUGUUGGAACCAUUUCUCUCUUGGUCUCUGUUUAAUGUUGAAAGGGUGAGCUAAUAGGAGGCAAUGUCAAUCUCACUCCCUGACACUCUUCCUUUCCCUUCCAGACCCGUUUCAAGGAUGCAAAUUGCAUUGCCAGGUCAAACUGACUAAAGCACUUGGACCAGUGCACUCUUUACUUCCAUGUAUUUGGCAGACUUGUUUGGGCACAGCAUUUCGGAGCCUCUUGUAUCAGUUGCUUUGACAAAGGUCCCCUAAUCUUAGCCUACUAGAAACCAGUCGGAGGUGGAUAUGAUGGGGCUUCUGUGCUGUUGCUGGGAUUGGGAGAAAUAAAUGCAAUUUCAGUGGAA
Messenger RNA from Ochotona curzoniae (black-lipped pika), 2235 nucleotides. Its product is annotated as eukaryotic peptide chain release factor subunit 1-like. The coding region runs from base 70 to 1383 and encodes 437 amino acids. Lineage: Eukaryota; Metazoa; Chordata; Mammalia; Lagomorpha; Ochotonidae. The record is from RefSeq and is a predicted model, not a curated record. Gene Ontology annotation, cellular component: cytosol; translation release factor complex. Gene Ontology annotation, molecular function: sequence-specific mRNA binding; translation release factor activity, codon specific. The transcript has a single exon. Gene Ontology annotation, biological process: cytoplasmic translational termination.